AUGGAUUUCAAAGGCUUCAGCACAUCAAGGCGACGGCGUGCUGGCCGUGUGCAGCCUGGAGCACUUCAGCCACCAGAUCCUCUUGCUGUUCAAAAUGCAAUCGAACUUCUCAAAACCACUGGAGCUUUAGAUAACAUAGAGGAGCUUACUCCGCUUGGCAUGUCGCCAUCUUUGCACACUACCAUUGGAUCCAAACAUUGGGAAGAUGCUUCUAAUGGGUUCUAUCUUUCAAUGCCUGAAUCAUGCCUUAACAAUUGCAGCUGCCCUUGCUCAUCGUGA
This is a messenger RNA of Prunus armeniaca (apricot), 279 nucleotides long. The record is from the annotation of a GenBank genome assembly. NCBI's taxonomy places the organism in Eukaryota, Viridiplantae, Streptophyta, Magnoliopsida, Rosales, Rosaceae.